Molecule: messenger RNA, 3153 nt
Organism: Tachyglossus aculeatus (Australian echidna)
Lineage: Eukaryota; Metazoa; Chordata; Mammalia; Monotremata; Tachyglossidae
Product: protocadherin gamma-A4-like
Exons: 4
Coding region: 1-3153 (1050 amino acids)
Biological process (GO): homophilic cell-cell adhesion
Cellular component (GO): plasma membrane
Molecular function (GO): calcium ion binding
Source: RefSeq, a predicted model, not a curated record
AUGGCAGCUCCGCAGAUGCGCCGGGACUGCAGAGGGCGAGCCCUGCUUUGUCUGCUCCUGGGGAUCCUGUGGAAGAUUGGGUCCGGACAGAUCCGCUAUUCGGUGCCCGAGGAAAUGGAAAAGGGCUCUUUCGUGGGGGACGUGGCCAAGGACCUGGGAUUGGAGCCCCGGGAGCUGACGGAGCGCCGAGUCCGCAUCGUCUCCAGAGAGAUUCUCGUAGAGGACAAAGUGAAGAUUUACGGGAUAGAAGUGGAAAUAACCGAUAUUAAUGAUAACGCUCCCCGCUUCAUGGGAGAAGAAAUGGAAAUAAAAAUCAGUGAGAGUUCAGCUGUGCGAUCCCGAUUUCCCCUUCCGGAAGCUCAUGACCCGGACGUGGGGGCGAACUCCCUGCAGGGCUACCAGCUCAGCCCGAACAGGCAUUUUUCUCUGGACGUGCAAGACGGAACUGACGGGUCCAAGAAUGCGGAGCUGGUGCUGGAGCGGGUCCUGGACCGGGAGGAGGAGGCUGUUCACCACCUCGUCCUCACGGCCUUGGACGGGGGAGAUCCGGUCCGCUCGGGCACCGCGCGCAUCCGUGUGACAGUGGUGGAUGCGAAUGACAAUGCGCCGGUGUUUACUCAGUCUGUGUAUCAGGUGAGUAUUCCGGAGGAUGCUCCCGUAGGCACCCAGGUGGUCACGGUAAACGCCACGGACCCGGACGAGGGAGUCAACGCCGAGGUGACGUAUUCAUUCAGGAAAAUAACGGAUAAAACCUCCCGGAUAUUCCAGCUAAACACGGUAACUGGAGAAAUAUGCACUUUGAAAAAUCUUGAUUACCAGGAAUCCGAAUAUUAUGAGAUGGAAGUUCAAGCACAAGACGGACCUGGUCUCCUCGCAAGAGCGAAAGUGCUGGUGACGAUAGUGGAUGUUAAUGACAACGCCCCGGAAGUGACUAUCACAUCUCUGACCAGUUCAGUCCCCGAGGACUCGCCCCCGGGCACGGUAAUUGCACUUUUAAACGUGCACGACCGAGAUUCCGGGGACGACGGCCUCGUCACGUGUUCCAUCCCCGAUAAUCUGCCCUUCAAAUUGAAAAAAUCCUAUGGAAAUUAUUACAGUUUAGUGACAGACAAUGCUCUGGACAGGGAGUUGAUUUCGCAUUACAACGUGACGGUGACAGCCACAGACCGAGGGUCCCCGCCCCUUUCGGCACACACUUACAUCACCCUGCAUGUGACAGAUACCAACGACAACCCGCCUGCCUUCGAGCAGACAGCCUAUUCCGUCUACAUUCCCGAGAACAACCCCCGAGGCGCAUCCGUCUUCCGUGUGACCGCCCGGGACCCCGACAGCGAAGAAAACGCGCGAGUCACUUACUCCAUCAGUGAGGAGCCCGGCCAAGGACCUCCUCUGUCGUCCUACGUGUCCAUUAAUUCGGAGACAGGGGUCUUGUACGCUCUAAGGUCCUUCGAUUACGAGCAGUUCCGAGAGCUGCAGCUGCUGGUCACCGCGCGGGACGGCGGGACCCCGGCCCUCAGCAGCAACGUGUCGGUGACUCUGCUGGUCCUGGACGAGAACGACAACGCCCCGGAGAUCCUGUACCCGUCCUUGCCCACCGACGGCUCAACCGGGGUGGAGUUGGCCCCGCGCUCGGCCGAGCCGGGAUACCUGGUGACCAAAGUGGUGGCAGUGGAUGGCGAUUCGGGCCAGAACGCCUGGCUGUCCUACCGUCUGCUCAAGGCCACGGAGCCGGGCCUCUUCUCGGUGGGGCUGCACACGGGCGAGAUCAGGACGGCCCGGAGCUUCCUGGACAAGGACGCCCUCAAGCAGAGCCUCGUGGUGGCAGUCAGGGACAAUGGGGAGCCCCCUCUCUCUGCCACCGUCACUGUCACGGUGGCCGUGGCCGACAGCAUCCCUGAGAUCCUAUCGGAUCUGGGGAGCCUCUCGACGCCCGCAGACCCCGAGUCCAGCCUCACGCUGUACCUGGUGGUCGCGGUUGCCGCCGUGUCCUGCCUGUUUUUGGCCUUCAUCAUCGUGCUGUUGGCCCUGAGGCUCCGCAGGUGGCGAGCUGCGCGGCUGCUGGAGUCCUCGAGCGGGUAUCUGGGCGGCGUCCCAGCCUCGCACUUUGUGGGCAUCGACGGGGUCCGAGCUUUCCUCCAGACUUAUUCCCACGAGGUGUCCCUGACCACGGACUCCAGGAAAAGCCAGUUGCUCUUUCCGCAGCCCAAUUACUCUGACACUCUGACUAGCCAGCGGACUUAUGAGAAAAAAGAGCCCUUAUUAGUGCCUGAGGAUUUGAACCUGGUCAAAGAUGACCAGUCUGUCUUACAGAUUCGCUACUCGAUCCCCGAGGAGAUGGCCAAAGGCUCGGUGGUGGGGCAUCUGGCCGGGGAUCUGGGGCUCAAUAUCAGAGACGUGUCGGCUCGGAAGCUGCGGGUUAGUGCCGAGAAGCAGCUCUUUACUGUGAGCGCGGUCAGCGGGGACUUGCUUGUCAGCGACCGGAUAGACCGAGAGCAGAUAUGCGGGGAAAGGGUGCUGUGCGAACUACAGCUGGAAUCCGUGGUGGAAAAUCCCCUGAAUGUGUUCUAUAUCCAUAUCGCCAUUCAGGACAUUAACGACAACUCCCCCUUAUUCAAAAAAGAAUUUGUCGAUUUAAAAAUGAAUGAGUUAGCAUUACCGGGUGCCCGAUUUGGAUUGGAGUCGGCCGUGGAUCCAGAUGUUGGGAUGAAUUCCGUCGACACAUACCAACUCAGCCCGAAUCAGCACUUUUCUCUGGCGGUGAAGGAGAGUCCGGACGGUAGUAAAUUUCCGGAAAUUGUAUUAGCGAAGUCUCUGGACCGGGAGGAUCAGAGCUCCUAUCACCUACUUCUGACCGCUGUGGAUGGGGGAGAUCCGGUUCGCAGCGGCACCGCCCAGAUCCGGAUCAACGUCACUGACGCCAAUGACAACCCUCCCGUGUUCAGACAGGACGUGUACAAGGUCAGCCUGAGGGAGAGCCUGCCCCCUGGGUCCCCCGUGCUGCGGGUGGAAGCCACCGACCAGGACGAGGGUCUCAAUGCACAGAUCACCUUCUCCUUCAGCAACAUCGAGGACACCGCCCGGCAUAUGUUUAGCCUGGAUCCCAGGCAAAUAGGUACAAGAUGGAUGUGGAAGCGACCGAUGGAGGUGGUCUGA